CCACUAUCAGCCAUCGAAGCAUAUUCUACUACUAGGAACAAAGUCGACAACUCCCCAUGUAAUCACAUAAUCAUUCAGAUAUCCCCAAGCCUAUCAAUCUUCUUCUCAUGUUUAUCUUUUCCGGGAUGUGUCGCAUGGGGAUAUUAAUAUGUCGUGCACGAAGGAGGGAGAUGGUCAUAUAGCCGGAUUUAUUGCAAGUGCAACCCCCCACUUACCCCUCCUAACCCGUGGUUGCAUGUCUACUCCGUACUCGCGGAGAACAUGAAGAAGGGAUGGAUAGUAUCUCAUUGAUAACGAGCUCGGGUUGAGCUAUCUUGGCCCAAAGAAAGUCGGGAGAAAUAUGGGUCUGAACGUUUAUCUUGAUACAUGCCGUGGAUGCUGCAAUGAGAUGCUACAAUAUCGUGAUCAAGAGUGUUAGUUCUCUCUCAGUGGAGUAGUUGUUUAUUUCGUUGGAUGGUACUAAUCUUUUUUGUUUUCAGCCUUUCCCGUGUUCCUUUUCAGUUGUCAUUCUUAUUGUUCAGAAGUUUGAGAAGGAAGCUCUGAAAAUUGCAAUCUUACUUCAUACAUCUAUAGAUUGACCGCAAACCGGUCAUUAGAAAACCAUGCCACCUUCUGCUGUUGCUGCGGAGACACAAGGUAUUGAUGUUACUUCAACUGUCAAGGUUCCAAUUUCAACAUCUACUGAAGUGCCAGCUCCAGUGACCAUCGACGUCAAAACAAAUAGUGAUGGGUUAGCUCAAAAUAUUUCCUCUUUACCAUUUCGACCUACGCCUCAGCCUGGUUUUGAAAUCGAAGAUCAUCCAGUAGACAUUGUCAAACCGCUAAAGGUUUGUAAUUGUCUUAAAUCUCCAUUUCUUCUCAGCGUACUAAAUAAUGGUUCGAUAGGUUGCGGUUAUUGGUGCUGGCCUUGCCGGGAUAAACGCAGGUAUCCUUCUGCCUGCGAAAGUACCAGGAAUUCAACUCACGAUAUUUGAGAAGAAUGCCGAUAUUGGAGGGACUUGGUUUGAGAAUAUCUACCCGGGGGUCCGUUGCGACAUUCCGGCGAAUGUAUACCAAUCAACAUUCGAGCCUAAUACACAAUGGUCCGAGGAGUAUGCGCAAGGAAAAGAAAUCAGAGAAUAUUGGCAGAAAGUGGCACGAAAGCACAACGUUUACGAUUACGCCAAAUUCAACCGCAAAAUCAUCGGUGCAGUCUGGAAUGAGGAGAAUGCACAAUGGACAUUGAGUGUUGAGAAUCUUGAGAAUGGAGAGAAGUCUGAAGAAAAUUUCGAUGUAGUGAUUACAGCAAUUGGUAGAUUCAACGAUUGGAGGCUACCAGAUUAUCCUGGUAUUCGCGAUUAUAAGGGCCAUCUACGCCAUUCAUCGAAUUGGGACCCGAAUUUUGAUCCUACUGGGAAAACCGUCGCAGUCAUUGGAAAUGGUGCUAGUGGAUUGCAAGUCGUUCCAAAUCUUCAAAAAGUGGUUAAACAUUUAGACCAUUAUGCACGCAGCAAGACCUGGAUUGCGGGAUCUUUUGGUGGUGAAGGAGAAGGUAGGACAUUGGAGCCAAAACACUUUCCUCAAGACCUCCUAAAUUCAUUCGAGGAUCCAGACACUUAUCACAGAUUUCGAAAAGAUCUCGAGGGUAAAUUCUAUCUUCGAUUUUCCACUUUAUUUAAAGGCACAGAGGACAACAAGAAGCUUGAAGAAGAAUUUCGAAGAUUGAUGGCAGAACGUUUGAAGAAGAAGCCAGAGUUAUUGGAUGAUAUUGUUCCGGAUUUCGCUCCAAAUUGUCGCCGUUUGACACCAGGGCCUGGUUAUCUAGAAGCUUUGACUGAAGAUAACGUCUCUUUCAUCCGGACUCCUAUCGAAAAAUUUACAGAAGAAGGAAUUGUUACGACUGAUGGCAUUGAACGAAAAGUCGAUGCAGUAAUAUGCUCCACAGGGGCAAACAUUGAUAUGAGACCGCCAUUUCCCAUUGUUGCCUUUGGUCACAAUUUGCGUGAUGCUUGGAAUCCUGAUCCUCUUACAUACCUUGGAGUCGCGUCGCCUUCCUUUCCCAACCUUCUCUUCGUCUCCGGGCCUAAUGCUCAUGGAACAAGUGGCACAGUUCCUAACCAAACAGAAACACAAAUAACUUACUUAGCAAAGUUAUUGCGAAAGAUUAGCCAGCAGAGUAUCAAAACUUUCGUUCCUUCCAAAGAGGCAACAAAUGAUUUUAUCGCUUAUAGUGAUGCUUUCUUUCCUAGAACAGUAUGGACAGACAAUUGCAAAUCUUGGGGAAACUCUGGCAGACCGGGAGGUAGAAUCCAUGGUCACUGGCCUGGAAGUGCAUCGCAUGUUAAUUUUAUAAGAAAAGAUCCCAGGUGGGAAGAUUGGGAAUAUACUUAUAAGUCGAAAACUGGGAAUCGUUUUGCAUAUUUAGGAAAUGGCUGGACGGUAAAAGAGACGAUUGCAAAUAGUGAUCUGACACCAUACCUCAAACGUCCAGAUCAGGUUGAUUUGAGAAGUUAUCAUGAAGAAUGGUUUGAAGGCAUAUAGAGUGAAUCAUAUCAAUUAGCUAUAUCUUUUCAAUAUAACACAAGUCUCAUAAUACCGACUUCGUGACGUAGAAAAGGCACGACAUGAAUG
This is a messenger RNA of Sclerotinia trifoliorum, 2610 nucleotides long. Lineage: Eukaryota; Fungi; Ascomycota; Leotiomycetes; Helotiales; Sclerotiniaceae. The record is from the annotation of a GenBank genome assembly.